Thlaspi arvense is the source of this 798-nucleotide messenger RNA. The record is from the annotation of a GenBank genome assembly. NCBI's taxonomy places the organism in Eukaryota, Viridiplantae, Streptophyta, Magnoliopsida, Brassicales, Brassicaceae.
AUGCAUAUUAAUCGCCACGACCAUCGCAUCUCUCGUGUUUCCUCUCUUGGGCCGGGGAAGUGGAUUUGUGGGGUAUGCCGUGAGCUUGUUAAUGGAGAUCAGUGUGGAGUAUAUUCUUGCAUGAUUUGCUCUUAUGUUGUUCAUUCGAGGUGUGCAACACGUCCUCACAUUUGGGAUCGGGUAGAACUCGAAGGGAUCGCCAAAGAAGAAGAAGAAGAAGAAUGCAUCAACACCAAGAUUCCUAUGAGUGUGAAUUCUGCGAUUUCUAUGUCCACGAGGAAUGCAUCAACACCAAGAUUCCUUCUCGCCAUAAACAUCCUCUCAAGCUCACAAGAGCAUGCAUCUCCGUACCACAUGUCAUAUACAUCAAUUGUCACGACCACCGAAUCUCUCAUGUUCCCUCUCUUGGCCCGAGGAAGUGGAUUUGUGGAGUAUGCCUGUGCAACAGAUCGAUUCAUUUGGGAUCAGAAAGAACUCGAAGGUGUAGCCGAAGAAGAAGAAGAAGAAGAAGAGUUCAACACGACAACUAUUUUGCUUGUAGUGCUUGUCUACGUCAUUGCACCGGUUUAUCAUAUACUGCAUAUAACGCCAUCAUCGAUGUGCGUUGUGCUUCAAUAUCUGAUGCAUUUAAACAUGAAAGCCAUCCACAUUGGUUGUUCCCAUUCACAUAUGGUAGGAGACUCAUUAGGUGUGAAGUUUGUGACUCGUUACAAUGGGUGCAUCUACGUUGUUUUGAUAAAGAUGAUUGUGGCGGCUUCAGUAUAUGCCUCACAUGCGCUACUCUACCAACACUGGUAA